Cyclopterus lumpus (lumpfish) is the source of this 4275-nucleotide messenger RNA. RefSeq names its product transforming growth factor, beta receptor associated protein 1 (gene tgfbrap1). The transcript has 13 exons. The coding region runs from base 407 to 3034 and encodes 875 amino acids. Gene Ontology annotation, biological process: endosomal vesicle fusion; vesicle-mediated transport; intracellular protein transport. NCBI's taxonomy places the organism in Eukaryota, Metazoa, Chordata, Actinopteri, Perciformes, Cyclopteridae. Gene Ontology annotation, cellular component: membrane; cytoplasm. The record is from RefSeq and is a predicted model, not a curated record.
CACCACUUUCAUGACGCACAGUGGGAAUCCAGCUCGCUGUGUAUUAGGUGGUGUCUUUGAGCUAACGUUAGCCUCGCUUGCUGGCCCAGAAGCCACCCAGGACAAACAGUUUAAAUCUGACCACGACCUCCUCGCGUGCUUAAUAUCCCUGAACCCACGGACAAAGUAAUUACUCCAGCAGCAGACAGCCAGCGGUAACCAGUACACGUUGACCAUUAACGUGAGCUAACGACUGGUGUUCGCCCUUAGCUCGCUAGCGUUCAGCUGUUUAGCUGUCACCACUGAAGCAACGUUACACGGGAGAAUAUGUGAGCUCGUGUAGCUAACAGCUAUACCAGAACUGUUGAACAUACUCACAAACUCCACUCAACAUCUGAAGAUAAAUACUGUAGAUGCCUUGGCUGAGAUGAGUGUGAAGGCUUUUGAGCUAGUCCCCGCUGUGGAGAGAGAUCUCCUCAUGGGCGACAAGGCUCGCAUCAACAUCGAGUGCAUUGAAUGCUGUGGAAAACACUUGUACAUGGGUACCAAUGACUGCUUCAUCCACCACUUCCUACUGGACGAGGUCACUUCCUCCAAAGGGAAACUGAGUUACUCGGCUCAGAAGCUGCUGCACAAAUAUAUGGGCCUCAAGAAACCAGUUGCUGAGCUGCGCGCCGCCUCUGCUUUGGAGCGUCUGAUAGUGCUUUGUGAUGGAAUAGUCUUCCUGGUCGACAUGGUGACACUGGAGACCGUGCCCUCGGCGGCAGGAGGUGGAGCCAAGAUCAGAGGCGUGACAUCAUUCUGCAUUAACGAGAACCCUGUGAACGGUGACCCGUUCUGUGUGGAAAUGGGUGUGCUCUCCUCCAAGCGCCGUACGGUGCAGAUUUACAUGGUGUAUGAGGACCGAGUGCAGCUGGUCAAAGAGGUGACCACUCCUGAGCAGCCGUGUGCCGUCAGUGUUGAUGGUUACUUCUUGUGCCUGGCCCUCACUUCACAGUACAUGAUUCUGAACUACAACACAGGAGCCUCCCAAGAUCUCUUCCCUUACAACAGUGAAGAGAGGAGACCCAUUGUGAAGCGGAUCGGCAGGGAGGAGUUCCUCUUAGCAGCACAUGGUGGUCUGGGAAUGUUUGCCAAUGCAGAAGGGGUCUCUCAGCGGGCUCCAGUCAACUGGUCAGAGAGCGUGAUUGGUGCCGCUGUGUGUUUUCCGUACGUGGUUGCUUUGGAUGAAAGCUUCAUCACCAUCCACAGCAUGUUGGACCAACAGCUAAAACAAACUCUUUCAUUCAGGGAUGGACACAUUCUGCAAGACUUUGAAGGAAAGGUAAUUCUGGCUUCCACUAAGGCAGUGUAUGUCCUGGUGCCGCUGCCCCUGGAGAGACAGAUCCAGGACUUACUGGCCAAUCACAAGGUUGAGGAGGCGCUCAUCCUCACAGAGGGAGCACAGCAAAAUAUUCCCAAAGAAAAGUUCCAGAUUUUGCACAAAAGGAUCCUGCAGCAGGCAGGUUUCAUACAGUUUGGCCAACUUCAGUUUCUAGAAGCAAAAGAACACUUCAGGAAGGGUCAGCUGGAUGUGCGGGAGUUGAUAUCUCUCUACCCUCUGCUGCUGCCAGCGUCCUCUUCAUUCACACGCUGCCACCCUCCCCUCCAUGAGUUUGCAGAUCUCAACCACCUGGCACAGGGCGACGAGGAAAAAGUGCUGCGAUGCAAGAAGUUCUUAAUCACUUAUUUGGGAGAGGUACGAAGCACAGAGGUGGCCAAUGGCUGCAGAGAGGACGUGGACACUGCACUAUUAAAGCUGUACGCUGAACAGAAUCAUGACAGCCUUCUAGACCUGCUCGCUUCAGACAACGCCUGCCUAGUCGCAGACAGCAUCCCAUGGCUGGAGAAAUAUCAUAAAUAUUUUGCACUUGGGCUGCUCUAUCAUUAUAAUGGUCAGGAUUCAGCAGCACUUCAGCUGUGGAUUCAAGUGGCAGAUGGGGAUCUGCAGGACUCCACAAGAGCUGACCUCUACGAGUACAUUGUGGACUUCCUCUGCUCUUCCUCCAAUCUGGACCUUGUGUGGAAGUAUGCAGACUGGGCCUUGCGGAAGGAUCCCACCAUGGGUGUCAACAUCUUUAGGAAGAGGCCUGCCAGUAAAGAGCUGCUGGAACUGAACCCUGAUGAUGUUGUCUCUUACCUGGGAAAGCACAGCCAGGCGCUGCUUCUCUACCUGGAACACCUGGUGCUGGAGAGAUGGAUAAAGAAAGAGAAGUUCCACACACACCUGGCCGUGUUGUACCUGGAGAGGGUCUUGACACUGUUGUCGCAGUCACCAACAGAUGAAGAACAGAUCUCCAGAGCUCGAGAGAGGCUCCAAACUCUGUUCAGGGUGUCCAACCUUUACCGUGCGCAGUUUCUUUUAGGUAAGAUGGAGAACUGUGAACAACUGCUGCUAGAACGUGCAACACUACAUGGAAAACUGGAGGAGCAUGAUAAAGCACUGCAUAUAUUGGUGCACAAGCUGAGAGACUUCCCAGCUGCUGAGGCCUUCUGUGUAUGGGCCUCUUCUUGCCGGGAUUCGGUGUACCGAGAGCAGCUAUUCCACCUGCUCUUGGGGGUUUAUCUAGAUGGGAACCCUCCUGGGAAACCCCAGACUGCAGCAGGAGGUGGAGACCUGGAGAUGGCAGCAGUGGACCUCCUAAAUCGGCACGGCGAGGUGUUCGAUGCAGUUCGGGUCCUGCACAUGCUCCCUGAAGGCUGGUCACUGCAGCUGCUGCGGCCCUUUCUGGGUCGAGCCAUCAGGGCCAGUAUGCAUGCCUGCCGCACCUCCCAGAUCGCUAUGGGGCUAGCCCACUCUGAAAACCGUCAACUGCUGCAUGACCGGCUGAAAGACCGCAAGAAACCAAUCUUUGUGUCAGAAAAGAAAGGAUGCCACCUGUGCCACAACACCUUCAGUGAGCCUGACGUGGUGUGUCUGCCAGGCGGAGUGCCUGUCCAUACCCACUGUGUCGCCCAGAGAGUAAGAGACUCUCCCACAAAGAGACAGUUAACAAAUAGCAGUAGCCAUACGUGAGACUUGACCCUUCAUAUUGCCACGUGAUCUGUGAUCAGAGGCACCGAACGAAAGCAGGACGUGCUGAGGACUGUGGGGAUAACAAAAAAAGCACAGAACACCCAUUGCCAUAGUAGAGUCUGCUAUGGAGCUGAUUAGAAACACAAAGAAAGCUGUGCGUGUGAGUGUGUGUGUGUUGUCGGAGUGUGAGGUUGAAACGGAUGAUUUCAUCUAUUUAUUCCUGUUAUGCAUUCAUACCACUCUGUCAGACUGCAAGUUCUCAAUAGAAGUUAGGCCCCGUUCAGAGCUGGCAUUGGCUUGUGAGAUGAUGGCUUGGUCUGCUGUCUCCCUGACGCAGGUGAUUAUUUGCUUAUAGAGCAAAGAAGUGAGAUGCGGUCACCCGAGAAGCAUUUUAAUGCCAGGUGUGAACUGACGGGUUAGAGCCGUCCACUUGUGAUGGGAUCACCUAAGACGCAUGUUGGCGCCAGGCCUGAACGGGGACUAGGAAACAACGGCUUAAGUCACCCGGCCUUUUAAUCCAUUUACACAAAGAAGUAAUCAAAGACAGACUCCUGGGCUUUCCAAUGGGUCCAGGGCAGUACGGUCAUCAUCUGAGAAACUACUUGACCUACAGAACACAAUAUUUGAAACCGUUUUGCAAAUAUUUGCGAAGCAUGCAUAGUAUUACCACUCUUACCGUUCUGGUCUCAUCACCUCAUAUGGGUAUUGUAAUAAAAUUGCCUAACUUGCACAUUGCAAUGCUAGGUUUUAAUGUGAAGUACUACAAAGAUCAGUACUGAUGGAAACUGAGUCUUUUAUGUCUGUCUUUUACUCUGUGGGAUCUGGUCUCACUGCUGCUUUAUUUCCCCCGCAACUAUAAGAGCACUGGACGUUGUAUUCACAGCAAUUCAGUCCAACGGUUUGAUCCAAACCUAUUAGUUAUGGUUUGAAACUCUGUGGUGCAACAACAGUGUAAGACACUACAUGAAAUCUCACAUGCUCCUCUACUCAUCAAUGUGUGUGACUGGGGAGUCGAUACUCAAACUGGAGGACCAAUCAGAUUGUCUCUCUAAAACGUGCACAAAUCAGAUAAUAUACACUGAUCACAUGUCAUGGACGCAUUGUGAAACGUGACGGCAAACGUUACGACUCAGAUAUAAGUGAUGUGUAGCGUAUCGUCAAAUCAUGUUAAUUCAAGCUCCAUAAUUUCUGUCUGGUUUUGAGUAACGAAGGAAUAAAUCAAGAGGGAUCUUUUCCGCUCG